This is a messenger RNA of Capsella rubella, 5242 nucleotides long. RefSeq names its product probable disease resistance protein RPP1. Gene Ontology annotation, biological process: signal transduction; defense response. The coding region runs from base 36 to 4055 and encodes 1339 amino acids. The transcript has 11 exons. NCBI's taxonomy places the organism in Eukaryota, Viridiplantae, Streptophyta, Magnoliopsida, Brassicales, Brassicaceae. The record is from RefSeq and is a predicted model, not a curated record. Gene Ontology annotation, molecular function: ATP hydrolysis activity; protein binding; ADP binding.
UUUCUCAUUCCCGUAAGUGCUUUGCAUCAUCUUCUAUGGAGACGACGACUCCGGAACAGAGCAGCGAGACCAAACCUUACUCUGUUCUUUUCGUCUGUCUCGGGAACAUCUGUCGGAGUCCAGCAGCUGAAGGUGUCUUUAGAGAUAUUGUGAAGAAGAGAGGUCUCGAUUCCAAAUUCAACAUUGAUUCCGCUGGUACCAUUGAUUAUCACGAGGGGAAUAUGGCGGAUCCAAGAAUGAGAAGUGCUGCGAAACGUCGAGGGAUUGAGAUAACAUCAUUAUCUAGACCGAUAAAAGCAUCUGACUUCAGGGAAUUUGAUCUCAUUCUUGCUAUGGAUGAACAGAACAAAGAGGAUAUAUUGAAGGCUUAUAAUGUAUGGAAAGCCAGAGGGAAUUUCCCGCCCGAUGCAGAUAAGAAGGUUAAGCUAAUGUGUUCGUAUUGCAAGAAACACAAUGACAAGUUUGUUCCUGAUCCAUAUUAUGGUGGAGCUCAAGGUUUUGAAAAGGUAUUGGACUUGCUUGAAGAUGCUUGUGAGUCUUUGCUGGACAUCACAGUCCCUAUAGCCUUCUUCAUGCUUUUUAGAAAAUCCAGAUUCGAACAAGAUAACAACGAAAGUACUUCUUCUUCUUCUUUAUCUCUUCCAUCUCCUCCAACUUCGUUGUCUCGUAAAAGGAAAUACCAUGUCUUCCCAAGCUUCCACGGGGCAGACGUCAGAAACACCUUUCUUAGUCACAUCCUGGAAUCAUUCAAAAGAAAGGGUAUCGACACAUUCAUUGAUAAUGCUAUACUGAGGAGCAAGCCAAUCGGUCCUGAGCUUCUAAAAGCUAUCAAAGGAUCAAAGAUCGCGAUCGUAUUGCUCUCCAAGAACUAUGCUUCUUCGUCGUGGUGUCUUGAUGAGUUGGCAGAGAUCAUGAAAUGCAGGGAAGAGUUGGGUAAAAUAGUCUUGACUAUUUUCUAUGAAGUGGAACCAACUGAAGUAAAGAAACUGACGGGUGAUUUUGGAAAAGCCUUCAGAAAAACUUGUAAAGGUAAAACAAAAGAGCGCACUGGGAUAUGGAGAAAAGCGUUGGAAGAUGUGGCCACAAUCGCCGGAUAUCAUUUUAACCGAAGGGUCAACGAAGCGGCCAUGAUCGAAAAAUUAGCCACUGAGAUUUCAAACAUGUUGAAUAACACGACACCGUCAAGAGAUUUUGACAGUUUAGUAGGGAUGGGAAAUCAUAUGGAAAGGUUGGAACCGUUGUUACGUCUAGAUUUGGAUGAUGAGGUAAGGAUAAUUGGGAUUUGGGGUCCGCCUGGGAUUGGUAAGACAACCAUCGGUAGAUUUAUGUUAGACCAAUUCUCCAGCAAAUUCGAACGUAGUGCAAUCAUGGUUGAUAUUAGAAGAAGCUACCCCUUUCCAAUAUCUUGUGGGGAUGAGCAGAGUGCUAUGUUACAACUUCAAACCCAAAUGUUGUCUCAAAUGAUGAAUCAGAAAGAUAUCAAGAUUUCUCAUUUAGGAAUGGCCCAAGAAUGGUUGAAAGAAAAGAAGGUGUUUCUCGUUCUUGAUGAAGUAGAUCGGUUAGGACAAGUAAAUGCCUUGGCAAAGGAAACCCGAUGGUUUGGUCCUGGAAGUCGGAUUAUUAUUAUAACAGAAGAUCUAAGAGUUCUUAAAGCUCUUAAGAUCAAUCAUUUUUACGCAGUGAAGUUUCCAACAAGUGAUGAGGCUUUGCAAAUCUUUUGUAUGCAUGCCUUUGGACAUAAGCACCCAGAUGAUGGCUUCGAUGAGCUUGCUAGGGAAGUUGCAUGCCUUGCUGGUGAACUCCCUUUGGGUUUGAAGAUUCUAGGCUCCACUUUGAAAGGAAAGUCCAAGCCAGAGUGGGAAAGGAAACUACCAAGGUUAAAGACCAAGCUUAAUGGAGAAAUAGAGAGCAUUAUGAAGUUCAGUUAUGAUGCCUUAGAUGAUGAAGAAAACAAAUACUUAUUUCUUUAUAUAGCCUGCUUUUUCAGCGACAAGUUCUUAUAUCCACGUAAUGUGGAAGAGAUUCUGUCAAAGAAGUUCUCGGAUGUGAGGCAAGGUCUUGAAGUUUUAGCUGAAAAAGCUCUCAUAUCUAUGGAAUACGGAUUGAUACAUAUGCAUCAUCUACUACAGCAAUUUGGAAGAGAAACUUCACGUAAACAAUUUGUUCAGCAUGGCCUUAGGGAACAUUAUCUUUUGGUCGGUGCAAGAGAUAUAUGUGAAGAGCUCAGCAAUGAUACAACGGAUAAUAGGCAUUUUAUAGGCAUAAAUUUAGAUUUAUCUAAAACCGAAGAAGAAUUGUAUAUAAGCCAAAAAGCAAUUGAGAGAAUGUCUGAUCUGGAAAUCAUAAGAAUCGAUGGUAAGGAGGAUCUUUCUCAGCCAGAGAGACUGGACUUACUUCUACAUCAUUCACAAAAGAUAAGAUUUCUGGAUUGGAGUUAUUUUCCAAAUACAUGUUUGCCAUUUACUUUUAAUCCGGAGUUUCUCUUCCGACUAUGUAUGAGAUCGAGCAAGCUUCAUAAGCUAUGGGAAGGAGCUACACAACUUAAAAAUCUCAAGUGGAUGGAUUUGUCUUAUUCUGAAGAUCUGAAAGAGCUUCCCGAUCUUUCAACUGCCACUACUCUUGAAGAGUUAGAUCUCCAAGGAUGCUCAAGUUUAGUGGAGCUUCCUUCUUCUAUUGGGAAUGCAACCAAUCUCCGGGAACUAAAUCUCUCGGAAUGCUCAAAGCUGGUGAAAAUCCCUUCUUCUAUUGAGAAUUUGACCAAUCUCCAGAAAUUAAAUCUCGUUGAUUGCUUAAAUCUUGUGGAGCUUCCCUCUAUAGAGAAUGCAACUAAACUGGAGGAACUGGAACUUGCAAAUUGCUCCCGUCUUGUGAAACUCCCGUCUUUUAUCAAUGCCACUAAACUUGACCUAUUGAAUCUCAGUAAUUGCUCAAGUCUACUAGAGCUACCUCCUUCUAUUGGAACUGCCACAAAUCUGAAGAAAUUGUAUGUUAGCGGAUGCUCAAGUCUCGUGAAUCUCCCGUCCUCUAUUGGAGAUCUCACUAAUCUCCAAGAUUUGGAUCUAUCUAAUUGUUCAAAUCUGGUGGAGCUUCCUUCUUCCAUAGGGAACCUUCAGCUAUUGUCUUAUUUGAGAAUGAGAGGAUGCUCAAAACUAGAGGCUCUUCCUACCAACAUCAACUUAGAAUCUCUCGAUUUACUUGAUCUCACAGAUUGCUCGCAGUUGAAAAGUUUUCCUGAGAUCUCCACAAACAUUGAGGAUCUGUCGCUCACCGGAACUGCAAUAAAAGAAGUUCCUUUGUCGAUCUUGUCGUGGUCUCGUCUUUCUAAUUUCCUUAUGUCAUACUUUGAAAGCCUCAAGGAAUUCCCACAUGCUCUUGACAUCAUCACGGGGAUGCAGUUGAACGAAGAUAUACAAGAAGUUCCUCCAUGUGUCAAGGGAAUGCCUCGUUUAAGAGUACUUAGACUCCACAACUGCAAUCAUCUGGUAUCACUCCCCCAAUUUUCAGAUUCUUUAUGGAACAUAGAUGCAGGCAAUUGUCAAUCCCUUGAGAGACUGGAUUGUUCCUUUAACAAUCCGAAGAUCAGUCUGAAGUUCAGCAACUGCUUCAAACUGAAUCAAGAAGCCAGAGAUCUCAUCAUGCACACAUCCACUUCUAGAUAUGCGGUGUUACCAAGUACACAAGUGCCUGCCUGCUUCAAUCACCGAGCUACUGCUGAGGGUUCCUUGACAAUUAAGUUGAAUGAGUCGUCUCUUCCUAAAUCUUUGAGAUUUAAGGCUUGCAUCAUGCUGGUUGAUAUUAACGAAGAAGCGGUUGAUGAAUUUGAUUUGUUGUAUGUAUAUAAUAAGAUCAUGAACAAACAGAAUGAUCUCGAAGUUCGGUGUACAACUAGAGGCCAAAUCAUAGAUCAAGUUUUAACAGAGCAUAUCUACACAUUUGAAGUUGAAACAGAGGAGGUGACUUCUACCGAGCUUCUCUUUGAGUUUACAACAUACAAUAAUGACAAAUGGAAGGUUGGAGAAUGCGGGGUAUAUCAAAUCUUGGAGGUUCAGAGAUGAUGAGAGCUUCAGAGAUGGAAAUCAAUGGAGGAGAUAAAGAACAGCAAAAAUAGAGUCUAGAAGAAGAAGAAGGAAGAAUCAUCAAGAGCUAUUGAGACUUUCAAAUUCGUGUUUUUGAUUCACUUUUCGUUUAUGAAAAGUGCUGUGAAACGUCGCAGGAUUGAGAGAUAACAUCAUUAACCAGACCAAGUCAAGCAGAUGAACAAAACAAAGGUUAAGCUAAAGUACAACAAACACGAAUCAGACCUGUAUUAUGGAGCUCAUUGUUUUGAGAAGGUAACUACUAUAUCUGUUUUUGAAUGGUUUUAAGACAGUUGCUCCUCUGGUUAGCUAAAUAAGUCAAUAAGUCACUGUAGGUAGCUGAACCCUCCAUAUAUAUAAAAGAAGGUCGUUUAGGCAAAACAAUGUAUAGCUCAGUCGUUAGAUUCAGUGAUUAUGUCGGACUUCUCUUUAUGAGUCUGUCCAUUGAACUAUUCGAGCUCUCUAUCGGGAAGGUGCUGUGGCUUAAUUAGCUCUUUAAUCUGUUUCGUUAGGAUAAAGCGCACAUGAAACUUGAAUCUUGAUCUCUCAAUUGGUCUACUGGACUUGUGAGUCUUUGCUGGAUAGUAUCACUUUGGAAAUUUGAUGAUGAUAUAUGUAAGUUACAAUUCUUACUUUGUUGGCGUUGCACAUCAGUGAUGUCAAUAGUGAGAGAUUAUAUGACAUGGAGCUUUAAUAUUUUGUUGCUGUUUACUUUGGAAAACCUAAUGGUCAUAUCAUUAUCUAAGUAUGCACGAUUGAAUUAAUUGUGAUUAUUGGAAUUACUAAGCAAGGUACAUUAAGAAAAUGCACAUUAAUCAUUAUUUUAAUUUUAUUUUCCAGUUGUACAUUAGUAGUUGCAGGUUUUAGGUGUUAAUAGACAUAUAUGCAGAAAGUUUUGGUAUUUUUUUUUGUUUUGCUUUGCUUACUUUACUUACUUUGUAUUGCUUGAUGAUAAUAUUAAUCUGCAGAAUCAACUAGCCUUACUUGCCUGCUGAGUAACAAUUUUGAUGUUCAGACAACAAAGCUUUCAAAUGAGAGACAUUGUACAAUAUUUUACCAUAAGUAACAAACAUAUUUGUUAGAUCAGAAUCCAAAAGUUGUUGUGACUUUGCAAAAGACAGAUUUCGCAGUCCUACAUAUAUACAAACUACAAAGUGUUUAUACUC